This is a messenger RNA of Penicillium olsonii, 1344 nucleotides long. The record is from the annotation of a GenBank genome assembly. Lineage: Eukaryota; Fungi; Ascomycota; Eurotiomycetes; Eurotiales; Aspergillaceae.
AUGUCCAAGAUGCAACAACUGUUCAAUGCAGCAGUUGAGCCGUUGCCUGAGAUCAAUGACAAGGGCUUUGCAGCUCAUUUUGAUACCUUUGCUGGAAACCAGGUCAUUCUUCUUGGCGACGGUAGCCAUGGCACCUCCGAAUUCUACUCUGCUCGCGCAGAAAUCACAAAGCGGCUGAUUGAACGACACGGCUACACCAUGGUCGCUGUCGAGGCAGACUGGCCCGAUGCAGAAGCUAUCGAUAGAUACGUCCGCUUUCGUCCAGGCCCAAAGGCACAAAUCGGAGGAAUCGCGAGAGGGUACGAGCCAUUCAAUCGGUUCCCAACCUGGAUGUGGCGGAAUUUUGAAAUGCAACAGCUCGUGGAAUGGAUGCGUGAUCGCAAUCAAAGGCUACCGCCGGAAAAGAGGGCCGGCUUCUACGGGCUUGACCUCUACAGCAUGGGCGCAUCGAUCGGCGCGGUAAUCAACUACUUGGACCGGGUCGAUCCCCAGGCAAGCAAAAAGGCACGGCAGCGAUAUGGAUGUCUGGAACCAUGGAUUGACGAUCCCACAUCCUACGGAUUGGCCUCCGUGCGUGGACUUGAAGAUUGCGAGGCUGGCGUGUUGAAGAUUCUGAGAGAUCUUUUGGAGAAGCGGUUGGAAUAUGCACAGCGGGGCCUUCGUGAUGGCGAUGAGUAUCACAGCGGCGAACAGAAUGCGCAUCUUGUCCGCGAUGCCGAGAAGUAUUACAAGGCCAUGUACUACAGUUCCGUGAGCUCAUGGAACAUGCGUGAUAUCCAUAUGUUCGAAACCUUGGAACGCCUGUUGCGGCACAAUGAGGGACAAAAGGCGAUUGUGUGGGCGCACAAUUCCCAUGUUGGCGAUGCUCGCCAUACAAGCAUGGGCUUCCGACGCAGAGAACUGAACAUCGGGCAGCUUUGCCGUGAGCGACUUGGUGCCGAGAACGUAACUAUUCUUGGCUGUGGAACUCACACUGGAACUGUCGCUGCGGCUCACGAGUGGGACGAUGAUAUGGAGGUUAUGGAUGUUCGACCGUCUCGAGAUGACAGCUGGGAGAUUGUGGCUCAUGACACCGGGAUCCCUCGCUUUGUGCUCGAUCUGCGUCGUGAUCACAUAGAUCCUGCUCUGCGCUCUGCGCUUGCUGCUGAGCAGCGUCUGCAGCGUUUCAUCGGUGUCAUCUACCGCCCAGACACAGAGCGGAUUUCUCAUUACUCGCAGGCGUUUCUUCACAAGCAGUUUGAUGGGUAUGUCUGGUUUGACGUAUCGCAUGCUGUAAAUCCCCUUGAGGUCAUUCAGCCGGACACGCCGCUUGGAAAAGGAGAAACCUACCCAUUCGGUCUGUAA